UUAUAGAAUCAACAUUUGAUUUUAAUUCAAUAAUUUUAAUAAAAAAAAAAAAACAAUUAUUAUUAAAAAUGGCAUUCAAAUUUGCAGCUAUUUUAGCUUUUGCUACCGUUGUAUCAGCUGGUAUUUAUCAUCAUGAACCAGUACUUGUACAUCAUGCACCAGCACAUCAUACUGAAAUAGUACAUGCUGCACCAGCUGCUAUUUUACAUCAUGCUGCACCAGUUUUACAUUUACAUGCUGCUCAUGGUGAUCAUCAUCAUCAUUCACAUCAUGAUGAUCAUAGUGCACCACAACCAUAUGAUUUCAAAUAUGGUGUACAUGAUAGUCAUACUGGUGAUGUUAAAGAUCAACAUGAAUCAAGUGAUGGACAUGGUAAUGUACAUGGAUCAUAUAGUUUAGUUGAUGCUGAUGGUUUUAAACGUACCGUAAAAUAUUCUGCUGAUCCACAUAAUGGUUUUAAUGCUGAAGUACAUCGUGAACCAUUAGGACAUCAUGGACAUCAUGCACAUGUUAUUGCAGUACCAGCUCAUCAUGCUCAUGAUGGUCAUCAUCACUUCUAAGAAGUGUUACGAUUCUUAAUUUUUUUUAAACGAUCAUUCAUCCAAAUUAUUUGUUUUAUUUAUUCUAUUACACUGAAAAAAAAAAUUUAGAUAAAAAAAAAAGUAUUACAAUUUUAUUUUUUA
Molecule: messenger RNA, 683 nt
Organism: Condylostylus longicornis
Lineage: Eukaryota; Metazoa; Arthropoda; Insecta; Diptera; Dolichopodidae
Product: cuticle protein 7-like
Exons: 2
Coding region: 69-560 (163 amino acids)
Cellular component (GO): extracellular matrix
Source: RefSeq, a predicted model, not a curated record